Messenger RNA from Labrus bergylta (ballan wrasse), 3032 nucleotides. The record is from RefSeq and is a predicted model, not a curated record. Lineage: Eukaryota; Metazoa; Chordata; Actinopteri; Labriformes; Labridae.
CAAUUUCAUCAAAUUUACCAUGAGCCAAGCUCAAUCCAGAUUUCUCAAACGAAUCUCAAAAACGCGUGGCAACUUAUACAUCAGAAAACCCAACCUUCAGCAACCAUCUCAAAAGUAGAUCAAUCAACAUUUUCACAAAGUUUUCUCCCAAAGUUUCAACUGGAGUUAUCGACAAUUAAGCAUUAUUUCCCUUUCAAACAAACUCCUCCGUCUACAGUCACAAAGCCUCAAAUAUCCCAAAUCCAUAGCAAACCUCUUCUGUAUUGCUUAAACCAACUUCAACAAUAUCUACACUUUCUCAAACCCAACAUCAAUCAUCUCAAACACAUAAUCCACUGCUCCACUCGCAAGCUCCCCAAUCACAGACAGAAACUUCUCCAAUCCAACACAAAGACCUUCUCAUAAUCCAGCCCUCUAUCUCAAUCACCCAUCCUCCUGACCAAACCUUUAAUCCUUCAAUACUGGACCCUGAGAUUCCUCCUCUACAUCAAGUCAAUAUGUCCGAUCAGAUGCAUCUAAAUACGAGCAGGCAAGGUGAACCAGAUCAAUCAGCUAAAUCCAGAAAUGAGACCAAGCUGACAGAGUGGCUCAAAAGAAAUACCUCCCAAUCACCAAUGACCAGCAAUAAUCCAAGAGUAACCCAGCAGUCACCAUCAUGGCUGCCUGUGUUGGAGAAACAUGACAUCCCCAUCGUGGUGGGAGUGGGCGUCUCUUUGGCCUUCAUCUUUAUCACUGUUACCUUCUAUUCAGUGGUCCAGAAGAAUGAACCAGCACCAACAUGUCGAGCAGAACCAACUAAUGUGUCGUUGACAGCUCAGCGGAAUCUAGGUGUCCCCAUAAGACACACUGAACGUCGAGCUGCAGGACGAACUUACGAAAACAGAGCUUUUGAAGACGAUGACUGUGUGGCUGUGAUUGAGCAGAGCCCCAACACAGCAGACACACAAGCCCGACCUCAAGGACCCAGCUUGGUCAAAGUGCAAAUGGAGCCCACAUUUGAGGAUAUUCUGGAGGACACACCACCCACUCUGGACAACCACUCAGUCUGUGUAGAGACUUACCCUGAGCCUAUUCUUGGCACAAAGAUUGAUCCGUCUCUGGAGGAGGAGAAAGGCUGCAGUAUGUCCCAUCCCAGCAUUCAGCUGCAGUGUGCAGAGGACUGGACCAGUAACAGAGGAGACAACCACAGCCCAUGUCAGGAUGCUUUACCUCCUCCAUCUUCCUUACCCUCUCGUUCAGUUUCCCCCUCUCUAUCGUCCAGACCUGAGGCAGGCCUGCGCUCCUCAUUAACCCUGCAAAGCUUGGAGUCAUGUGGAGCACCCAUCCACCACAGCCUCAGCAUCUCACAUGGAAACCCUCCGCUGCUCCUCUCUCACAACGUCUCCUUGGGCCUCACUACAGUUGCAGUGGAUGUCCAUUUUUACCCAGCAGCCACUGCUUCAAUGGCAGUAGGCACUAGUACACAUAUCAAUUCAGUGUCUAAUUCGACUUCAGUGGCGGCACCCCUGUUUGGUCCAACAUUAGCUAACAGUCAGGAGAAUGACCAAUCAACUGCCAGAUUUUGUAAGUAAGUAGCUAGCUACCGAUAAAAGCAUCAAGAGCUAAACACGACAAACCAUCUCCCUCUGUAACUGAAUAGCUGUAGACAUACUAAGGACAAUGUGCAUCCUAAUGUGCAAAAGCAUCUUUUAAUAAAGCAUCCAGUAAUUUAGGAAAUGCACUCAAAAAUCUAAUUUUGGCAUUUGACUGGUUCACUUAAAAGCACAUUGUAGUGACAAAGUGCUGUUCAACCAAAAAGAUUAAAACUAAGAAUGAUUUAAUAAACUGACCACAUCUUAUAGAAAUAUAAAUACAGUUCAGCCAGCAGAAAUCACACCACUACUAUUAUAUUGCUCUGCUAAUCAUAUGAUCCACAAGCUUAAAAUAAUUUUAUGUAUGCAUGAGUUCAUGAUAAAUCAAUCUACGAGAAGUGAAUAGUGAAAGAAUGACAUGGGGAUUUUUUUUACAUUUAUAAAAGUAAGAGACAUUAAAAAUUAUAAGUAAUAACAUUUUGUUUUCUAUUACACUGUGUUCAAAAAUGGCGGUUGUGUCUGAAGUCAGUUAGCUCAGUGCUGAAGGACUGGGCAGGGGGAAACAGACGGCCUGAUAUCAGUUAAAGUUUACCUAUAAACUUGUCUUAUACAUUAUUUGUCAUCCUGUUAAAUCUGUACAAAAACAGAAAUGUAGAAAUUAGGAUUUGUGGUUUCAGAAGGAAUGUUUCUGUAGAAUAUUUUCUUGCAAAUUUUCCUUUUUUCUUUUCUUCUGAUAACAUAGCGUCUUUACUGCUCAUGUCUUUUCAUCAAGAUAUUUAAUCAAUCUGCAAAACACUCAGUGGUUUUGCAGAUUGAACAUUUUACUUUUAUUAAUUACUGAGCUUUGGAAGUCCUGGUGAGGUCCUUUUUUACUCUGAACACAGAUAGGCUUGCUGUCUUCAUCUGCAUCCGGUCUUUAUGCUAAGCUAGGAAAAUCAUCUCCUGGUUUAAGACACGAGUGGUAUUGAGCUGAACCUCUAAAAAAGAAAGCAAAUAAAAGUGCAAUGGGGCUGACUGUAAAUUAGCGUCCACAUUUUUUUCUAUGUAUUUCAUAGCUUUAGCACAGCACUUUUUGUGUAACCUUCUGCGAGUACAUUCACUGUGACAUUAUAUAAUAACUGUAGUAACAGGCUGCUACUGUACAAAGCUUCAAGUCUUGGUUUCUACCUGUUGUAUUUUUUACAUUUCUUUAUUUUGAUACUUAAAUAGAAAUAAUCUGUAUCAUCCUGAUUCAUCCUGAUUGUUUUAUUGAUUAUUGGUUAGUACAUUAAUACCUAUUUGUGUUUUAAAGUUUAUAUUCUUUAGUGAAACAGCCAAGGAUAUUUUACUAUGUCACCAAAGUUUGCAUUUUUUGUGUGUUUAGGUAACCUGCUCAUUCUUUUAUAUCAAGCAACCUGACUGUUAUACAUUUUUGAUACUAAAGGAGGCAAAGAGGGGCUGUAUCAAUAAACAAUAAGACAA